Molecule: messenger RNA, 1002 nt
Organism: Bactrocera tryoni
Lineage: Eukaryota; Metazoa; Arthropoda; Insecta; Diptera; Tephritidae
Product: piggyBac transposable element-derived protein 3-like
Exons: 2
Coding region: 1-1002 (333 amino acids)
Source: RefSeq, a predicted model, not a curated record
AUGAGUCGGAGGAAGCAAUUCACUGAAGACGAAAUACUUGGUGCACUAUUGGAGUCGGAUUUAGAGGAUUUUAGUAGCGAUGACGAGCUUGUGGAUGCGACUUGGGAACUACCUUCUGUGGGAGAUGAAACUUUAGACGAUCAAAGUGACGAAGAUGAUCACGAAAUUAACGCUACGGAGACACCACAAAAUGUCACUGAAAACGCCAAUCGCCAUGAUAUUUGGAGGAAAAGACCUUUUGAUAUACAAUUGGAAGAGAGUGUUUCUCAAUCUGCGGAAAUUAACGUAACUUUGGAGUCUCCUAAACAUUAUUUCUCUGCUUAUUUGAAUGACGAUUUUUUAAAAAGAGUAGUGGAGUACACAAAUAGGUACCAUAUGCCUACGAAAGGAAAACCACUGGCGGCUACAAUCGGAGAAAUAAAGAAUUUCUUUGGUAUAAUUGUUGCAAUGGGUUGCAUACGUUACCCAAGAUUGCGCAUGUACUGGGAAAAAAAAACAAGACUUCCUAUUGUAGCUGAUACAAUGAGUCGCGAUCGUUUCCUUCUUUUGCGCAUGUGUCUCCAUGUGGUGGACGCCAAUGAAGUAACAGAAGAAGAGAAACAAUCCAAUGUCUUUUGGAAAAUAAAACCUUUGAUUGAAGUUAUUAGAUUAGCUUGUCGAAGCCUUCCCAGAAAGCCAGGCGAUAAUUAUUCUAUAGACGAACAAAUGAUCCCAUUCACUGGCCGUUGUCCUAUUCGACAAAGUCUCCCUAACAAACCAAGGGUAGUGGGAUUGAUGAAUGAAGUCUUAACAACAUCUGAAGGUCUGGUGCUCGAUUUUGAAAUCUAUCAAGGAAAGACGACACCACUUUCGAAUACGAACUUGGGUCUAGGACCAGCCUUCGUUUUGCGUUUGGUUGAAACACUGCCAGAAGGUUCAAAAGUUUUUGAUCGCUACUUUACGACAAUACCGCUUCUUCAGACGCUUUUUAAGUCAUUGGUAUUUAUGCCACUGGGACAAUAA